Zingiber officinale is the source of this 3075-nucleotide messenger RNA. Its product is annotated as protein ENHANCED DISEASE RESISTANCE 2-like. The record is from RefSeq and is a predicted model, not a curated record. The coding region runs from base 219 to 2399 and encodes 726 amino acids. The transcript has 22 exons. Lineage: Eukaryota; Viridiplantae; Streptophyta; Magnoliopsida; Zingiberales; Zingiberaceae. Gene Ontology annotation, molecular function: lipid binding.
GACUUCGCCUCGCGACUUCUCCCUCGUCGUCUUCUUCCUCCUCUUUCGCCUCCUCCUCCUCCUCCUCUUCAACGCCGACCAACUACUCGUUACUCGUCGAGUUCCCAUUGGAGAAAGCAAGAGAAGGCCACGAAGCCACGCCUUCGCUUCCCUUUCGUCCCCGCAACGCCAACGAAUUUGACUCCUUGGAGGCUGGAGCCGUCCGUCAGCGUCCAGCAAUGGGGAGCAGAGAGGGCGGGGGCGAGGAGGAGAAGGGAGGGAAUGUGGAGGGGUGGCUCUACCUCUUCCGCUCCAAUAGAUUCGGCCUGCACUACCCCCGCAAGCGCUACUUCGUCCUCGACCGCCACCGCAACGCCCUCGAUUGCUACCGGGACGUGCCAGACGACGGGGCCCAGGUUCCUGUAAGAUCUGCAAAUAUUGAUUCAUGUAUCCGUGUAAAUGACAAUGGAAGAGAAAACAUCAUGGGGAAUGCUUUCUUUCUUUUUACUCUGCACAACACUUCAAAUGACAGAAAGCUCAAGUUGGGUACUAGAAGUUCUGAAGAAGCAGCUAAGUGGAUAAAUACAUUGAUGGAAGCAAAAUUCAAGGAAUGUGCCAUGGAGGAACCAAAUGUUUCGAUUUUCUCAAAAAGAAGAUGCGCAUCUCUUAGGUUGCGUAGAAGUCUUGCACAUUCAGCUGAUUGGGAUUUCUUCUCAUCAUUACAAAGGGAUAGGAUAAUAUCUGAUGUUAUAGAACCUUCUUCAUGGACAAUAUUUGGCUGUGACAAUGGUCUACGGUUGUUCAAAGAAGGAAGGAAGGGCAAUCGUUAUAGCAAGCAUCAUGAUGAAAAUUCGGCCAUAAUGGCAGUAGGUGUAGUUGGAGCAAGUCCUGAAGCCAUUUUCCAUGAAGUCAUUUCUCUUGGUCCAUCAAGAUUAGAAUGGGACUACUGUUUCAAUGAAGCCAGUAUAAUAGAACAUUUAGAUGGUCACACGGAUAUUAUCCAUGUGAAAUUCCGUCAUGAUUGGUUGCCUAGGGGUAUGAAACCAAGGGAUGUAUUAAUAAGGCGUUACUGGAGGAGGGAAGAAGAUGGAACGUAUGUAAUCCUCUUCCAGUCUGUUUUCCACCAAAAAUGCCAACCUCAUAGAGGAUGCAAACGUGCCUAUUUUAAAGAUGGUGGAUAUGUUAUAACUCCUAUAAACCAAGGAAAAGAAUCUGUAGUUAAGCACAUGCUUGCUAUUGAUUGGAAACUAUGGAUGCCUCGGCUUUUCACCUCUGCCAGAGAACACAUUACCAUUAGAAUGCUAAAGCGAGUUGCAGCACUAAGGGAGAUGUUCCGAGCUAAACUAGGAAACUGCCCUGGUUCAGAUGUAAGGUUUUCUCUACGAGAAGAGGCAGGACUAGAUCUACAAUUGCCAGUUCAGAAUGGAAUUCAGGAACAUACAGAAGAUUCUCGGGAGUCUGAUGCAGGAGCCGUGGGCAUGAAUGGCUCAUUCCUUGAAGCCAAUGACACUGAUGAUGAAUUUUUUGAUUUCCUGGAUGAAUCAGAAUAUGAACAACAGGAAGAUAUGUGGACUUCAUAUUCACCCUUUCAGAACCUAUAUCAGGCGAGGCGGUCUCCUGCUGCUGCUCUUAUGAAAAGAUGGCAUGGACUUGCAGUUCAAACAAAAAGUUGCAUAGGCGAAGCCUCACUAUCUGAUGAUGCACCCUUCUGUAGUUACGGUUCCACCCUACUAAAGGACUCAAGCUUUUCACUUGCUUCCACUUGGGCAACAGCAGAUCCAUCAACAUUCUUGAUACGGGGUAAAACCUACUUACGAGACCGUAAAAAGAUUGCAGCCAGUGGUACACUAAUGGAACUGGUAGCAGCUGACUGGUUAAAAUCUGAUAAGCGCGAGGAUGAUCUCAGUGGUCGCUCAGGGGGUAUCGUGCAGAAACAUGCGGCACAAUUCAGCGAUGAGUUUUUCUUCGUCGUUAACUUUCAAAUGCCAGGUUCCACCACAUACAACCUCGCUUUGUACUAUAUGAUGAAUAUGCCGGUGGAUAGCAUUCCACUGUUGAAAAGAUUUGUUGGAGGAGAUGACGCUUAUCGAAACUCAAGGUUUAAGCUCAUCCCACAUAUAGCAGAGGGACCGUGGAUAGUUAAGCAAAGUGUCGGUAAGAAAGCAUGUCUGGUAGGUCGUGCACUCGAUGUGAAUUAUUUCCAUGGAACAAACUACUUGGAGGUUGACAUCGACAUUGGUUCCUCCAUGGUUGCGAAGGGUGUUGCAAGUCUUGUACUUGGAUGCUUAACCAACUUGGUAGCAGAGAUGGCAAUCCUAAUACAGGGAAAUUCAGAUGAGGAGUUACCCGAGUUCCUCCUCGGAACUUACCGAUUGAAUCAUAUUGACCCCUCCAAAGCAGUCUCUUUAAGAUCGCGCUAAUAAGAGGUAGCAAAUCUCUCAAUUGAGGUGCAAAGGUAUUGGUUGGUAAAUCAUUUUGAUUUUCUUCCUCCAUUUUUUUUCAAUAUAAGUAAUAAAUCAAUAUUUGUUAUGCUAAAAUCACCAAAGGAACUUUAAUUAGUGGAUAUAUUAUCAAAAGUCUUCUACAUGUAUAAUGAUGCAUAAACUCAUAUCAAUUGAGAAGAAGCACAUUGACAAGGCAAUAUUACUCGUGCAAUUUCUUCUAUUUACCGAAACCAAUUUGAUAAGUUUUUGCUCGCUAUUGUUGGAGCAAGUUACCUCAAAAGCUCUAAAGUCUACUUAGUUUUGAAUCUUUAAAAUUGAAAUAGCAAUAAUUAUGUUGAUUCCAUGUAGAGUUAAAUUGAUGCAAAACGUGAUGAUACUCACGUCAAAUGACCCUCAUCCUCGGCACCACGGUAAGAUGAAGGGAGAUAAAUCAUGUACUUAACAACCCUCUAAGUGAGAGGGUUAUUUACUGUAGUUGCAAUUCAAAUCCGUGUCCAUUGAUGCGAGCAUGUAGAGUUAAAUGAUUUUUAUAGUUGCAUAUUGAGAACAAAAUUGUAUUCAUAGUUCAAAGUAAACCUUACAAUUUGAAAUUAUUUUUUACAUUAAUUAAUACCUUAUGAGAUUCAUUAUUAAUUCUUUCUAACAAAUACCA